Molecule: messenger RNA, 981 nt
Organism: Rhinocladiella mackenziei CBS 650.93
Lineage: Eukaryota; Fungi; Ascomycota; Eurotiomycetes; Chaetothyriales; Herpotrichiellaceae
Exons: 3
Coding region: 1-981 (326 amino acids)
Source: RefSeq, a predicted model, not a curated record
AUGCCUCCUUGUGCCCCCACGGGCACCCGGGAAGUGCAAAUCGACGGACUGGGAUCCCUCAAAGGCUGGGAAUAUGGCACAGGAUUGUCACAAUAUUGUGGAAUUCCGUAUGGGUGGCUUGCCAAACGAUGGACGAGGUCGACGUUGGCGACAUGCUGGCCUAACAACUACUACGACGGAUCCAGAUGCAGUGGCCCCAAUCCGCCAGAAUUUUCCACAUUUCAAGAUUGUCUGGUUCCGAACAUUGUUACUCUGAGUCCGAAGUUGAAGGAUCCCUUCCCGUUAUGGUCUACAUCCUUCGUCUAUGGAGGCGCCAACGCAUCCGUCUUUGAUGCCGUCAACGCUAUGUUCUACUCUAUCGAGCGAGGAACGCCCGUUGUGAUGGUCAAUUUCAACUACCCCGUGGGCUAUGACGGGUUUCUGGCUUCCAGUGAGAUCAAAGAGGACCUCGAAAAGGACGGUUUAUCUGGAGUAGACAGAACUGGCCUGGAUACAGCGCUACAUCGCCAAUUCGGAGGCGACAAAGGCAAUGUCACCAUCUUUGGAUUGUCUGCCGGUGGGAUUUCAUGCGCAUACCAGAUCGCGGCUGCAAAUCCUGCCGUGUUUCAUCGCGCCGUCAUGUCUGGGACCCUGAACACCAUCCCAAUGUGGAGUUUGGACCAAUAUGAGAAACGGUAUCAGGCACUCGUACGAUACUUCAAUAUCCAAGGUCCUGGUAGCCCAGAGAAACUAAGAGCAUUGCCCGACCACGUCGUUGCCGCUGCUACGAUUCCCGUUGAGGGAGUCUUCGUCUGUAGCGCUAACCCUUGCGACGAUGAAAGAUUCCCGAUGAAGCAUCCAACUUUUACGGCCAUCUCGACACCACCAUCGUGGUUGAAGUCUUACAUGAUCGGCGACACUGCCGACGAGGCCAUUACCUUUCGGAUGCAGAUUCAAGACCUGACAUUCAUGAAAGCGCUGGAAAAAUGUCCAAAUUCAUGA